Limulus polyphemus (Atlantic horseshoe crab) is the source of this 3879-nucleotide messenger RNA. RefSeq names its product probable ATP-dependent RNA helicase DDX60. The transcript is spliced from 3 exons. NCBI's taxonomy places the organism in Eukaryota, Metazoa, Arthropoda, Merostomata, Xiphosura, Limulidae. The record is from RefSeq and is a predicted model, not a curated record. The annotation marks the transcript as partial. Gene Ontology annotation, cellular component: cytoplasm.
GGGAAUGAAACUUCUACACUUGGAUCUUCGACCAUCAACAGUGGUAAACUAAAGUGUUUGAAGGAGAUUUUUGCUUCUUUUCAUAUUGAAUACUUAGAUCUUCGAAAUCACUUUUCGGACGUUCGUCAGUUUCUCAUUGAUGGAGAAGGUUUGUUUAUUGAGUUCCUACUCCACCCUGACCUUUCUUGGGAGUUUGGAGGUCAACCAUUGCACCUAGUUUAUUUGUUUGAGAGGUUCUUAUAUAUGUUUUUGGAAAAAGAAGCUAAUUUUAAACUUUUGUUCUUCAAAAGUUUUGACAAGGUAUGGACAUCUGUUCCUUCUGUUGCACUUGCAAGACUGUUGCUGAUUGAACACUUUCAGAGAAAUACGAAUAUCACUAUUAUUGAUGAGUUUAUUGAUGUAUUUGAUCCUAUGUUUGAACAAUAUUUAAUUGAUGAAAGUCCAUCAUUCAUUCUUUCCUCAGAUCGGUCAUCAGAUUUGAUAAAGAAUCUGGAUGAGAUUUUUCUUAUUGGAAGACUAAAGUAUCUUUCUUUGGGUUGUAGUUAUGCUUUCAUUGAUGGCAUUGAGUUUGAUGUUCGAGAAGUAAAAGGGUACUUUUGUAAUUCUGAGACAAGACAUCAAAGACUAUAUAAACUGUAUGAGAGGAAAAUUUGUAAAGGCAGUUGUUUACAAAAUAUAUACAGAAAUUUGUUCUUAUCAACUUAUCAAACUCUACCUUUAGUCCCUGAACCUCUUCAAGAUUUAAACAACUUUGAUAACAAGGAUGUUAGGGUUUUACUAACCUGUCAGGCGCUUAGUAAUGUUAUGAAAAUUAAAUCAAAUAUGGUAUUCUUUAUUCAAGUGUAUGCUUUGCAUUUAGCUAUUCUUGUAACAUUACCUUUAAAGUAUCGUGCACAACCAUUACGUAAGUUUGACAGAAAGGAAGAAAAAGAGUUGCAGGAGUUUUGGAACCUUAUGUGUAGCUGUUUGAAAGACUGUUUGACAAAUCUUGUACCAUCAUCUUCAGGAAGUUUCUCUAAAGUCGGAGACUUGUUUGAUGGUCGACAUUUUGUUAACAUCUUUUACCUUUAUAAGAAAAAGAGGAAGUUACAACUGAAUGACAAAACAAUGUUGUUAUAUAUGGUAUUAGUUGAAGGGUUGAAGAUAGAUGAAGAUACACUACCUGUAAUGGGGAAGCAGAAUAUAAAAUCUUCUACGAAGGAAGAGUUGAGCAUUGUUGAAUCUAAGGGGCGAAAGAUGAAUGAUUUUAUUAUUAAUGUUUCUUCUAUUUUGAUGGAUCAGUAUGUUGGUGAUAUCAUGAGUUCUAGUAAUUUAUUGGUAAAAGACAUUAAUGACAAAUGGGUUAAAGAAAAUGUGCUUCAUGGUUAUGAUUUUGAUGAAAUCACUCAUUGGCACUGUAAAAGGUUGCUUUCUGAUGAUUAUAACAAAACUAAAAAUUCAUUUUUAGAAAUCCCUCCUACUGAUCUCUUUCUUAAAAAGAAAUGGUUAAAACAGAAACAAAUGUAUUAUCGUUUCAUGGAGUAUUACGGUGGUUCAUUAGAAGGACGAAGACAUCCUAAUUGUAAGGCAAUUGUUGUACAGGAUAAAGGCAAGAAGGCUUCUAAAAAAAAUAACAAAAUAUCUAAAGGUGCUGCAAGAAUAAUACAAAGUAAUAUAGAUAAGAAGCAGAAUGAAAUAAGGGAAAGAGAAAAAAAAAUUGUUGAUGAUAAUUUGGAGAACAUUAAUGAUUUAAAGAGAAACAAGGAUUAUAAAGGAGCAUUGUACUGUGUAAAACAGCUUCUGAGUAAAAUUGUAGAUCAAGUAAUUAAAAAGAAACUUUUGUUACUAAGUCUUCAAGUCUUAGUUGAUUUAAUGGAAGAAAAACUUAAAAAGUGUAAUACUAUGGAUCCUAAUGAUCUUGUAGUUUUUAUAGAAGAUCUUAAAGUGUUGCUCACAGAUCUUAGAAAAGAGCUUUCAGAUCAUGAUAAAAAGAAAAUAAGUAAGUACUGUUUCCAAGUAGGCUUAGAUGAAAUUAUUGAUAAAGAAGGACUUUUUGUAAACGAAAAAUAUCAAAAGAAAGAAAGUUUUGUAAGAUCUAUUGAAACAGUUAGGUUUCAGCUAGAGCACAUGGGAGCAUUACUUUCAAGAGAAUACAGGUACAGUUACGAGUACUUGACACGUGUCUGGGAUAAAAUGGUCAACUCUACGAUCAGGGUCAGUCCACAGUGUUUUGAGAUUCUACUUUUGGCUCCUCACAGACAAGAUUGGGCAAAGAAAAUUCGCUUUGUAAUAUUUGAUGAAAUUCAUUGUUUGGAUUCAGAACAUGCAGCUGAAGUCUGGGAACAUUUGAUCUUACUUAUCUGCUGUCCAUUCUUGGCACUCUCUGCAACAAUACGGAACCCAGAAGGCUUAUGUGCUUGGUUGCAGAAGAUAGAAGAUUACAAACAAAUUUGUGAUAAACGAAGUGGUAUGCUAAAACAUGGCCGUGAAUAUAAGGUUGCUCUCAUAACUUGUAAAGAAAGACAUGCUGAUCUCAUAAACUACCAAUAUAUUCCUGAAACUGAUUACUUGCAGAAUGUGCAUCCAGUAUCUCUCUUUAAAGUCAAGGAUCUGCAAAAUCUUCCACGUUUUCCUGAACAUGUAACUUUGUCUCCUAUUGAAGUUCUGCAGCUUUAUGAUGCCAUGAAAAUUGUUUGUCCAAAAUAUGAUGAAUUAGAAAAGUUGGAGCCAGGUUUUGAAUUCAAAACCAAAACUUUUCUAACCAAACAAGAUUGUAAGAAAUAUGAACACAAACUAAAGGAACUUUUUAUUAGAUGGAUAAGAACUGGAAAAACUACUUUGGCAGAAAAGGUAAUAAUUAACCUUAAGGGAACAAGUCAAAAGCAGCAAAAUUUUUCAUUCAAUGCAUCCAAUAUAAGUAAAGAAAACGAACGCCAUAUUAAACAGUAUAUUCUUCCUCUACUUGACAAAAUGAAAAACAAAGGAAAAUUCCCAGCUAUUUUUUUUUGCUAUAACCGCAGCUUAUGUGAAGAUUUGGUCUCUUAUGUUGCAAAAGAGUUGAAAACUAAAGAAGAUGCAUAUAAACAGUCGAAGUCAAUGAAAGUUGCUGAAAAAAUGAAGAAACCAAAAGUAAAGAAAAUUAAACGUAUAAGAGAUAAAGAGAAAGAACUGAAAGCUGCUUCAUCCUGUAAUGAUGCUAGUGAAAGGUCAAACUCUAUUGAAGAUCUAGUUGCUGAAACAUUUGAAAAUGAAAAAGUGAAUUUUCUUUUUGAAAAUAAACCUUUGCAAGAUUUCACUUAUGCAAACUAUGGUGUUAUAGAUCGAAAAGAAACCCAAUUUCUACAUGACAGGCUCUGUAAAGCAUUUGAUAAAAAAGACGUGAAACAUUUUAGUAGCAGUCUUUGUAGAGGCAUAUCUUACCAUCAUGGUGGAGUUGAUAUCAAACGUAGAAGAACUGUUGAGAUGUUGUUUCGAAAUAAAUUUCUUAACAUUGUCAUUGCUACAGGAACGCUUGCAUUAGGAAUACACAUGCCUUGUAAAACUGUUGUAUUUCUUGGAGACAGUGAGUAUCUUACUCCAUUAAAUUACUGUCAGAUGUCAGGACGAGCAGGAAGAAGAGGGUUUGACCUUAAAGGAGAAGUUAUUUUCUUUGGAGUGCCACCUGACAAAGUAGUACAAUUAAUAACAGCUGAUUUGCCAAAGCUUAUUGGAAACUUUCCUGUUUCUGUGACACUUGUGUUACGGCUUCUGUUACUCGUUGCUAGAAGUGAAGAUAAACAGGAUGCAUUAAACAGAGCUCACAACCUGCUGAAGCAUCCACUCAUUUGUCAGAACCAACCACAGCUGAACAAACAGCUUAAACAACAUUUCAUGUAUUCUGUACAGUUUUUGUUAAGGGAG